UCAACCUUAAAAAAAAUUAUAAUAAUAAAAACAGGGAUUCUGGGGAGAAAACCUGUUAUAAUCUUUACUGGGUUAAAGGUUUGCCACCCAGCAGGAUGAACCUUAACAAGCAGAGCGACAAUGGAUUAUGGAGAAUAUUUUGAAAGCCAUCAAUCAUUUUCCUUCCAUGUGUCACUUUUUAUUUACCUAUCACGUGGAUGUCUAUAUUUUUUUUGCAAGACAGUUUAGAAUCUCAAAAUUUCCAGUAUCUGUUAAAUUUCUUCCUUCUUUUCUUGGUGGUAGAAUAUCUCUGUGCUUUUGUAGGAAGCAAACAGUGUGAUUUUACAGCAGUUUAUGAUAGUAGAGAAAUUGGACUCCACCUCCAGCUGACAGUCAGGAUGCACAUAGUGUUUAAAGAGAGGUAGAUGGCAUGUGAUCCUGAUUUCAUCCUGUAAUGUUCCAAAGAGUAAAAGACUAGACGAGACACCUUUCACUUCAGGAAGAGGAUUGCUUAUCUAGAUUUUUGCCAAGAAUAAUUGACUUUCCUCUGCAACCUGGCGGAUAACACAGCGUGAAUUUGCCUGAGGAUCUCAAGUCUUUGUGCAGCCAUCAGAGGAUGAAGCUUUAGUUCAAGAUGCAGUUUCUUGUUUGAGUUUUCAGAGAAGCUGAGCAGUCAAGUAAAAUUUAUUGUUUUAAAGUCAGUUACACUGAUGUGUUUGAAGCUGCAGGAUUUUAAUUUACAGUGAGGCAAAGAGAAAAUUAUGGCUAAAAAUCUUGACAAACAAAAUCAUCAUUCAAUGGUGACGAAGAAGCACUGGAAGAAACCCAGCAGUACCACAGAUUUAUUUGAAAUGAUUGAAAAGAUGCAGGGCAGUAGGAUGGAUGAGCAAAGGUGCACCUUUCCUCCUACUCUGAAGACUGAGGAGGAUUACAUUCCAUACCCAAGUGUCCAUGAGGUUUUGGGGAGAAAAAGCCCCUUUCCUCUCAUCCUGCUUCCACAGUUUGGGGGUUACUGGAUUGAGGGCAUGAACCAUGAGUUGAGUGAAGCUGGAGACCCGGAGCACCACCGGCCUCCGUCACCCAACAGCCGCACUAAGCUGGAGUGUAACACAAUGGCUACACACUACAGGAAACACUUCCUGGGCAAGGAGCACUUUAAUUACUAUUCACUGGACAGUUCCCUUGGACAUCUGGUGUUCUCCAUAAAAUAUGAUGAGAUCGGUGACCAGGAACAUCUACGCCUUAUGCUCAGAACCAAGCUGAAAACCUAUUAUGAUGUGAUCCCCAUAUCCUGUUUAACAGAGUUUCCUAAUGUGGUCCAAAUGGCCAAGCUUGUCUGUGAGGAAGUCAACGUGGACCGCUUUUAUCCUGUGCUCUAUCCAAAAGCUUCAAGACUUAUUGUCACAUUUGAUGAACAUGUGAUCAGCAACAAUUUCAAAUUUGGAGUCAUCUACCAAAAGUUUGGACAGACAUCAGAAGAGGAGCUGUUUGGCAACAGUGAAGAAAGUCCUGCCUUCGUAGAGUUCCUGGAGUUUCUUGGAGAAAAGAUUGAACUACACCAUUUUAAAGGUUUCCGUGGAGGGUUAGAUGUGACUCAUGGGCAAACUGGCACAGAAUCUGUCUACUGCAACUACCGCAACAAAGAGGUCAUGUUCCACGUGUCUACGAAGCUGCCUUACACAGAGGGGGACACCCAACAGUUGCAGAGGAAAAGGCACAUAGGGAAUGACAUUGUUGCCAUUGUAUUCCAAGAGGAAAAUACUCCCUUUGUGCCAGAUAUGAUUGCAUCCAACUUUCUUCAUGCUUAUAUUGUGGUCCAAGUGGUCAACCCCUGCUCUGACAAUGUCGUCUAUAAGGUUUCAGUGACAGCUCGGGAUGAUGUUCCUUUCUUUGGCCCAGCCCUCCCAAACCCUGCCAUAUUUAAAAAAGGUCCUGAAUUUCAUGAGUUUCUGUUUACAAAACUAAUUAAUGCAGAAUAUGCAUGCUACAAAGCUGAGAAGUUUGCCAAAUUGGAGGAGCGAACACGAUCGGCUUUGCUUGAAACCCUUUAUGAGGAACUCCAUCUGAACAGCCAGGCCAUAAUGGGAGUUGGAGGCGAGGAUGACAAACUGGAGAAUGGGAAUGCAGGAGGAGGGGGCUUCUUUGAGUCCUUUAAGCGGGUGAUUCGCGGUAGGAGCCAGUCAGUGGAUGCCACGAGUCUAACUCUCAAGAAGCAACACUCAGUCUCCAAUAACCUGAGCAGCCACAGCCCUGCAGAGAAUCCUAAAUUCCCUGGGAUAUCAUUGCUUGUCCCAGGCAAAAGUCCCAGUAAAUAUGGACGCCGUGGCAGUGCCAUAGGGAUAGGAACAGUAGAAGAGUCUUUGAUUAUCCCGGGAAAAAGCCCCACAAGGAAAAAGUCAGGUCCUUUCAGCUCUCGCCGAAGCAGUGCUAUUGGGAUUGAAAACAUUCAAGAAGUCCACGAAAGAAGCAGAGAUGCAUCUCCACACACUCAGAAGACACCUGACAGUGGCCACGUUUCUCAAGACCAGAAAUCUGACAACUCAGAUCAGAGCUCUCCUGAAGUCCUCACAACCACCAAGAACAGCUCUUAUUUCUGUGGCAGGACCCCUUCCAUCCCUGAGGGCCAAGACCUCUCUCGCUCCUCCUCCAAUGCCAGCAGCUUUACCAGUGUGGUAGAGGAAAACGAGGCUCCAGAAGACUAUGACACUGGCAUGGAGAGUCUGUCUUCAGCUGGAACACCUCACAAGCGAGACUCUCUCACCUACAGCACCUGGUUGGAAGACAGCAUGAGCUGCACCAGCAGCAACAGUCGUGGCAGCUCUCCAGGGCAUGGUAAAUCUGAUCGAGGGAAAGCCACCGAUAUUCGAAUCAAACUAGAAAAAUCACAUGACCAUCAGUCAUCAAACUGUUAGCCCUGCCCACAGGAUUUUAUCCUGAAUCGCCAUCUUCAGAUGCCUGUCUUCUUCCAGAAGCAGUCCCAUAAGUCACUCCUUCUGAGACCCAUGCUUUUGACAUGUUGAGUGAAGAGGAGGAGGAUGAAGCUGAGAAAGGAGCAUCAGAUAAAGCCUGCAGUUGGCUGCUCAGGGAGGAAUGCAUCCAGAAACCCAGAGGACACAAGAAAGGGUUUUGCACAAUAAGGGGCCAGCUUUUGGUUUCAUUGCCUGUUCCCACAUUUGUUGCUUGGUUGUACUUUUAUUUUUUAAACCGACCCUUGGUUGUAAAAGUGCUUUUUUUUCAUCUGAAAAUAUAAAUGUUUGAUCUUUUAAAGAUGUCACUUGUUGAACUCAUGCUGUGCUGGCUGUUUGAAAAGUACAGAUUGUAUAGGUGUCCUUGUGAUGAAACCUUCCGCUUAAAGAUUAUGUCAUAAAUCUAUUUAAAAUCAAAUUAAAUCAUCACAUUUACAGGUAUAUCAUUGAAAUUGAAUCAAUUUGAUUUGUCACAGUUAAAUUAAGCUUUUUCUCUCAGCCAAGCAUGCAGUUACAGUAGCCGAAUGUGAAAACAUUACACAUUGAACCUUUAACACACUCCAUCUUCAGUGCAUGACAUACUGGUCACCUAAAUCAUAUAGUCUCCGACUUUACCACAAGCCCAAAAGGCAAAGAUGCACUAGAGAUUUUUUUUUUUCCCAUGAGAAGGAAGAAGUCAUGAGAGAAAUAUGGUCUCAGAGCUGCAAUGUGUAAAACUGUUUUUUGCCAUUUGACAAAAAUCAUAAACCUAAAAUCCUGGCAGCAAUAAGGAGUCUUUGUGACUUCUGCUCCAGUUCUGAACAUUUAAGUGCCAGCCUUUUCAUUUCUCCAAACAGUGACAUUACAUUAAAAUAGCUGUAAACACACUUCCCUUAAAUAUUUGAUCCACACUUAAGAUGAGUAAUGCAGCUGUCUAAAUGCCGCCUCAGUGGUUUGCCUGCCGACUCAACUGCAACUAUCUUUGCAGCUUGGGCAAUAAUUGUUUGUAGUCAUAAACACUGCCAGAAUUAUUUUCCCCCUUUUGUAGACAAAAUUUAACCUGUUUAAUUUUAUUGUUGUUGUUUUUUUUAAAUGUAGCGACUGAAUUUGGUGCUGACUGCAUCCUCUGAUGCUUGCAGCAUCCUCACCAACGUUUCGUGCAUGAAUAAUCUCAUGGGAAAAUAUGCUCACUUAAUCUUUACUGUGUUGCUAUAAAGGGAGCAAACAUUCGAUUUUUUCAUUUUCUGUGUGCACCAACUGGCUUUCACACUCAGGAUCUGGAGGACAUGUUUUCACUCUGUUUAUGUUAGUGCCCAUAAGGGUACUUUUUGUCUAUGAAAAAAACUGUUUUAAUGAUAUUUGCCUGUUUUGAAAAUCAUUGGUGUUUUCAUGUUUUCUGGCUCUAAAUUUUGAGAAAUGUUGUCCUUUAAGCAAAAUUUUUGGCUUAAUUGAAAUGCCAAAAUUGAAAGUUUUUUUCCUAAAAGGUUUAUCGGAAAAUGUUUCACCUGUUAAAUUGAUAAGUUUAUUAUAUGGCAGGUAAAAUUUAAACAGGAGAACAUGUUAGCUGCACUAAGACACUUUCUCUGAUUUCCAUUUUUUCUC
This is a messenger RNA of Cyprinodon variegatus (sheepshead minnow), 4526 nucleotides long. It is a transcript of the gene rap1gapa, whose product is annotated as RAP1 GTPase activating protein. The transcript is spliced from 24 exons. Gene Ontology annotation, molecular function: GTPase activator activity. Gene Ontology annotation, biological process: regulation of small GTPase mediated signal transduction; activation of GTPase activity. The coding region runs from base 741 to 2891 and encodes 716 amino acids. The record is from RefSeq and is a predicted model, not a curated record. Gene Ontology annotation, cellular component: cytoplasm. Lineage: Eukaryota; Metazoa; Chordata; Actinopteri; Cyprinodontiformes; Cyprinodontidae.